AAAUGUGCAGCGGGAAUUGAAAAAUUUUCACUGAAUCUCCAGAUAAAAAGAAAAUGGAAGAAUCAAGCGCUGAUGAAAGCAUCAGCUCGAUAUCUUCACAGAAACAUGAAAUAAACCCAAAGCUUGUAACACUUGGGGAAUGGAGACGCAGAGUUAAAUCGGAGUACAUGAGACUAAGGCAGAAUAAACGAUUUAGGAGAGCAGAUAAUGUGAAGGCUGUAUUUGGUGCCAACAGAAGACGUAUCAAUGAAAGGAGACAGGAAGAUUCAGAAUGGUUAAAGCAGCAACCAUAUCAGAGUCUUCAGGCUGCAGAGGUCUUUAGCAGAGUCCCUAUCACUAAACAGUCAGUUGUGACAUUGGGUCUGAAUAACCUCCCUCCCCAGACCUGCGGCCUGAGAACUAUGCCUGCCACCCCUAGCCUGCCCACAAUGUACACAUGGGCACCUCUACAGAACAACUUUAUGGUAGAAGAUGAAACAAUUCUGCACAACAUUCCAUAUAUGGGCGAUGAUAUUUUGGAGCAAGAUGGAAAAUUUAUUGAAGAAUUGAUCAAGAAUUAUGAUGGCAAAGUGCAUGGUGACAGAGAAGGGGGAUUCAUUGAUGAUGAAAUCUUUUUUGAGCUUGUUAAUAAUCUACAUAAGAACUAUCCUGAAGCUCAACUUGACAUCAAUAAUGAGGGUGCUCCAAGCAGCAGUAUAUCGGAUGUGAACCCUGACUUCCCAGCCUAUGUUAUAUUUGAAGCCAUAUCUCUCAUGUUCCCAGAUAAGGGCUCCAUUGAUGACCUUAGGGACAAGUACAAAGAGAUGGUUGAAGCCCAAGAUCCAAACAACACCCCAGCAGAAUGUGCUCCUAAUCUAGAUGGUCCCUCAGCUCAGUCCCUCCCUCGUGAACAAGUCAUGCACUCAUUCCACACUCUUUUCUGUCGCAGGUGCUAUAAAUAUGACUGCUUCUUGCAUCCAUUUAAGGCCACCCCUAGUAUGACCAAUCGUAAAACCAGUGAGCUAAAGACACCUACUGAACCAUGUGGAGACUGUUGUUACAUGCACAAUAAGAAGGCCAGGGAAUCUGAAAGAACUGAAGCUCAAGAAGAUCUCACAUCAGACGACAAAUCUUGUUCUGACAGUAGUAGCUCAAGUAGUGAAGAAUUGAGCAAUGUUACUUGGACUGGAGCAGAAGAAUCAAUGUUUCGUGUGGUGUUUGACCUUCAGCGCAACAACUAUUGUGGAAUGGCUAAAUUAAUAGGCACAAAAACAUGUAAACAGGUUUAUUUAUUUGCCAAGGUGGAGGCUGCACAUUUACUGGAAGAACAAAAAGAACGUGACAUUACACCACCUCGGAAGAAAAAGAAGAAACACAGGUUGUGGUCCAUGCACUGUCGUAAGAUUCAACUGAAGAAAGAUGGCACUUCUAACCAUGUCUUUAACUACCAGCCAUGUGACCAUCCCGGCCAGAAGUGUGAUGAUACAUGUCCCUGCGCCAUGGCUCAAAACUUCUGUGAAAAGUUCUGCCAAUGCAGUUCAGACUGUCAGAACAGAUUUCCAGGAUGUCGAUGUAAGGCUCAGUGUAAUACAAAGCAGUGUCCUUGUUUCCUGGCUGUGCGUGAAUGUGACCCUGACCUUUGUCUGACCUGUGGGGCCGACCAGUUUGACAAAUCAAAGCAGAUAUCUUGCAAAAAUGUCUGUGUCCAGAGGGGUCUGAGAAAGCAUCUGCUACUAGCGCCCUCUGAUGUUGCUGGCUGGGGAAUAUUUAUUAAAACUAACUGUGAGAAGAAUGACUUCAUCUCAGAAUACUGUGGAGAGAUCAUUUCCCAAGAUGAGGCUGACAGGAGAGGAAAAGUCUACGACAGGCAUCUUUGUAGCUUUUUGUUCAACCUCAAUAAUAAUUAUGUGGUGGAUGCAACUAGAAAAGGCAAUAAGAUAAGAUUUGCAAAUCACUCCGUCAACCCUAACUGUUAUGCCAAAGUGAUGAUGGUGAAUGGAGAUCAUCGUAUUGGAAUCUUUGGGAAGAGAAAUAUUAUCGCAGGAGAAGAGCUCUUCUUUGAUUACAGGUAUGGCCCCACUGAGCAGCUGAGGUUUGUGGGUAUAGAAAGAGACAUGGAGUGUUUAUGAUGCCAUCAUUAUAGAACAGCUGACAUCAAGGAGGAUUGGAUUCCAGGAACGCAACUCAAUAUUUUCCAACAUUUAAAAUUUUGUUAUUUUCUGAAAUUAUAACGACUAUGAAUUCAUAAUCAACAGUUCAAAAUAUUCGAACCAAUAUCUCGUUCACUUCUUGUGUGCUUUGGAAUUUUUUGUUUGUAAAAAAGACCAAAAACUCGCAAUUCAAAUUUUGAAGUGAACAAAAUGGCGGCUAUUUGAAUUCGAAUUUUGUAAUCACAUCUCCAUAUACGCAGAAUAUCGAGUUG
This is a messenger RNA of Owenia fusiformis, 2401 nucleotides long. NCBI's taxonomy places the organism in Eukaryota, Metazoa, Annelida, Polychaeta, Sabellida, Oweniidae. The record is from the annotation of a GenBank genome assembly.